UUUGUGUCUGGGAGACGGAGCCGUCAGCUGUGGAGGGUACUGACUGUCUCUCUCCGGUCCUGGUUCAAAGUAAAGACUUAAAAACAGCAACGGAGCCUCAGCGACAGGACGGGAGAUGGAUAACAGUAAACGGACUGUGGUCGUUACAGGUUUUGGGCCAUUUGGAGAGCACACAGUCAACGCCAGCUGGGUAGCAGUACAGGAAUUGAAGAAGCUCGGACUGGGCAGUGAAGUGGACUUGCAUGUAUCCGAGGUUCCUGUAGAGUACCAGACAGUCCAGAGUUUGGUUCCUUCAUUAUGGAAGAAGUAUCGUCCACUGUUGGUCGUUCAUGUUGGAGUCUCAGGUAUGGCCACCACUGUCACGUUGGAGAAGUGUGGCAGAAAUCACGGCUAUAAGGGCCUGGACAACAGCAGCUUCUGUCCUGAUUCACAGUGUUGCAUUGUGGGAGGCCCGGACUGUAUCAACUCAGUUAUUGACAUGGAAUCAGUCUGUAAGAGAGUGAGUGCCUCGGGGCUGGGAGUAGCUGUCUCUGUCUCCAAAGACGCUGGAAGGUAUCUGUGUGAUUUCACCUACUACACAUCUCUGUACCUGAGCCAUGGUCGCUCUGCCUUCGUUCAUGUGCCUCCCCUCGGAAAGCCUUACAGUGGGGAGGACCUGGGACGUGCGCUGCAGGCCAUCAUCCAGGAGAUGCUGGAGCUUCUGGACCAGGCCGAAGAGAAGAUCCACUGCCAGCAGCACCACUUCCACUAAGUGACCUCCAGAUGCCAACCAGCCUCCCCACCCCUCACCACACAAAAGAAAUUGCACUUAACCACAAGUAGCCAAACUUCUUCUUCUCUUUUUUUUUAUUGUUGUCUUUACUUGGACAAAAUGAAAACUUCAGUGUAGCGUUUGUUUCUCUUAUGUUUUUGCUUCAAGUUUAUUUAGGCCUCAUUUAGUCAUUUUAAUGUCUCCCAGUGGUGAGAAUAUAAAAUGGGAGUCUCAAGUCAACCCUCAGUCAUGUUGUAAUGCAAGUUUUUGUCCCACUGCGAACAUAAACAUAAAACAUUCUGACUUUGGGGUUAAAAAUAUGUGAAAAAAGUCACAGCAGAUGUGCAGAAGUUCUGUAACCUCGAAUGUGACCUCUAUGAAUGCACCUUAUAGGGUUAGGGGUAUUGAAAUGGUUAUAGAGGUCACAUUUGGGGGAACAGUUGAUUGUACUCUACAGUAUUUGACUUUCAAAAUGCUUCAUCCUCAAAUUUUAAUUUCACUCAUUAUGUGUCAGAUGUUGUCCCUCUAAAUGUACAUGAUACAUGGUUUAAAUAGACAUGUGUAGCAGUAAACUGUGUUGCUGAUUUCAGUCUCUUACGGAUAGCUUUUCCCAGCUGCUCUAAAGCCUAGCUGUGCUGUUUCACACUUGAUGUUGAAUUGUUUCUCGAGUCCUUUUUUCUUUAUAAGAAGUUGUAAUUUUGCCUUCUUUUACAAAGGUUAUUUAAAUCAGGGAACGGGUUGGUUCCAGCUCAUCUUCCCCCAGUUUAUUGGCCCAAUUCUGACAGAAACCCCCACCCCAAAUCCACCCCACUGAGAUCUGGCCCCCAGGAUGUGCAAUGUUAUUUUACAGAUCUCAAGUUCAGUCUUUUAGGUUUAUCAUAAUUGUAUUAUGGCUGCAAAGUUACUUGACAAAAUAUUGUAAUUAUCACUACAACCGUUUUCAGAUUGAGUUAAACAAAGUUUCCUCUUUAACUUGUGACAUUAUGGUUCAUAACAUUCUUUUUUUUUUUUUGAUAUAAUAAGUUAUUAUUCAUCUUAAACUGUGCAUAAACAUGCAGUUUGUUUCUCACAGCAGCAUUUCAAGACCAAAAUCUGACAUUUUCCUCUCUGAGCAGCCCUAAUUGUUAUUUCUCGAUGAAAGCUUUCUGUUGUUCCCUUCAUUGAAUCAGAUAUAGCUGCUUAUUUUACCUGACGAUUUGAUUUGAUGGAGUCGGACUCUCGGUUGAGUCAGAGUUGGGCCUGGAGUUUUAUUUCUGUAGCACUUUGUUUUUUUUGUUUGUUUUACAUUUUUACUCAAUCUGGAAUACAGACAGCAAUUUGAGCUAUGUAUAUGCUUGCAUUUUGUAUUUUUAUUUUCAGUCACUUUAAAAUAUGUAGCUUUCCAGACAUACAUGCAUCUUUUUUUUUUUUUGUCUUUUGUCCCCCCAGUGAUUAUGAUUAUGCAUGUGAGGUAUGCUUUAUAGGUGAUUUUUGCUUUAUUUCCCUGAGCAUUGGUUUGCUCUGACCCUUAAACAAACUGUGAUGGUGCAUCUCCCGAGUGAAAAUGUUUAAAUGUUCUGUUUGUUUUUGUGUCUUUUUGAAUGGUCACCAAACCCCGCUUCAGUUUGAUGUAUUUUAGUAGAGAUGUAUAGCAUUGAAUGGUCUGCAUUCUGCUUCAGCACCAUGUGUAUCCCCAGAUAAAACAGCCUGUGGGAAACAAAGCUAUAGUUGAACUGUCGUAGCUAGUCUUAGGAAACUAACACUAUGCUUUGCGUUGCAGCAGAAAUGUUCUCAUGGGCUGUCAUUUAGUUUUUAAUUAAAUUUUUUGAGCAGUUGAGCAAGUUGGUGCCAGUGUGUUUAAGCAGAUUGGCAUUAUUUUUAGCAGUGUGUGUCUUUUUAAUUACCACUCAGCACCAUGGUUUGUACCACAGAGUAGCAUCCUAGAGCACUGAGCUAAACAGAACUGAACCUAUUCUCGGACCUAAAUUUUUAUCUUUUACAUAUUGGUUGUUUGGUUUAAAAAUCUCUUCUGACAGACAGGUUUUAGUUCUGAGUUUGUAGGUGCUGAUAUUUCACCGUGUGGCUUUGUGAGUGCUGAGAAGUUAAAGGGAUGUGGAGUAGACGCCCCUAAAUGUUCGCUCACAAAAGUGAAGAGCCUCAAGUUUACAUACGAGGUGACCUCUGACCCCGACUCUUUCCUGUGCCUUGCUGUUGUUUAUGUGUGUUAUGAAAAGGCCUUAAAAUACCCAGCGGGUCAAUUCAAAGAUAUAUUACUGAUGCUGUCCAGUCAGAUGUGUGGCUACCUCAAAAAUACUUUUGUAUCUCGGUGUGUGCUCUGUUGUACAAUAACAUUACGGCUCUGUGAUUUAUUGUGAGUUUAGGGAGAAUCCUCUGAAAGGUGUCUUCUUCUGCUUCUGACAUUAACAAAGCACUGUUACAAUAUGUAAUCUUGGCUUUGUAAAAAAAAAAGAAAGGCUUUGAAAUAAAGAGAAGUAACAAGUAA
This is a messenger RNA of Epinephelus moara (kelp grouper), 3233 nucleotides long. Its product is annotated as pyroglutamyl-peptidase 1-like. NCBI's taxonomy places the organism in Eukaryota, Metazoa, Chordata, Actinopteri, Perciformes, Serranidae. Gene Ontology annotation, biological process: proteolysis. Gene Ontology annotation, molecular function: pyroglutamyl-peptidase activity. The record is from RefSeq and is a predicted model, not a curated record. The transcript is spliced from 5 exons. Gene Ontology annotation, cellular component: cytosol. Bases 116 to 751 code for a protein of 211 amino acids.